Molecule: messenger RNA, 1140 nt
Organism: Lingula anatina
Lineage: Eukaryota; Metazoa; Brachiopoda; Lingulata; Lingulida; Lingulidae
Biological process (GO): regulation of transcription by RNA polymerase II
Cellular component (GO): nucleus
Molecular function (GO): RNA polymerase II cis-regulatory region sequence-specific DNA binding; DNA-binding transcription factor activity, RNA polymerase II-specific
Source: RefSeq, a predicted model, not a curated record
GGGCGCUUAAUGCAAAAGAACCUCUAAUCAGCGGAUAGAAGUUGGCCAUUGACAACUGAAUUGUACAAAUGAAGGUGGAGAUCACACAGAUCCAAGGGCCACAUCUGCUAGCCCAGGGUCGAGCAAGUCCUCUGUGAAGCAACCGAAAGGAACACUGUCUAACCUUUUGUCGGGCUGCGACUAUUCCUCCGCGAUAGACAAAAUCUGCAAGGUCGAUCCAGACAUCCCAAAGAGAGUGCGCAUGCUUUGCACGGCUCCAGGGGAACCAGAGUUUGACCCCAGAAGACAUACUGUUGAGGAAGGGGACGUGAUGCCUCGACCUGCUAUCAGGCGCAUUAAAAGGAAAUGUAUUCCGGAAAACGACAAGGAUGAAGAGUACUGGAAAAGGCGUAGAAAAAAUAACGAACAAGCCAAACGCUCCAGAGACACAAGGAGACUUCAAGAAAACCGUAUUAAAAUGCAUGUUAUCCACUUAAAGAGUGAGCUUAAAUCUGCCAAAGAGCAGUUGAAGAACGCUUUGCUCGAGAACGCACGGCUACGAAGUGUGGUAAAUAGUCAGAAGCCAGACGAUGGGUGACUGAUUGGAUAGAAAUGUCAGAAUAAGUACUUUUGGGAACCCGUUUGGCAUGAGAACUUUAAACUUUGAAGUUUGGUUAUAACUAUAAUACCUCCCGGUCCCCUCUUAAAAAUUGACUAAAAAAACAAAAACAAAAACAAAAAAAAAAAAAAAAAAAAAAGGGUAGUUUUCCACUGAGUUGACAAUAGUGGGCCUAUCUUUCAACAUCAGAUAAGAAAUCGUUUGACCGAAAGUCUAUUUAAAAGGAUUCACCCAAGCUUUAACUUUUGUCCAAAACCUUCGGUAUUAUAGUGAAGACCACUCAUGUACUCUUGUGAAACUGAACCCAUUUUGUCCAACCCCAUGUAGAUCAUGACGUUUCAUUGGUGAAGCGAACUUGUGAGGUGGCUGAAGGAUUCUCUGUAGUAAGAUAGAGUUUGGCUGUGCCAUAUAUGUCAGGCUUAACAACAUUUUCUUCAAUCCACCGUUCUCAAUUUCCAAAUUGAUUAGCUUUUAAUCAGUUUUGAACUCUACUCAUAUAUAAGAAAAUAACGUUUGGCGUAUAUAUGAAGCAGGGGCGGAUC